AUGGAUUAAGAAAUAAACCAUUUCAAUCUGCCUGAUAUAAGAGAUAAUGAUGAUUCCGAUGAUCAAGAAGAUUAUAAUCCAUUUAUCUAUCAUCACUAAUAAGAAGGCUAUCAUUCAUUUGAAAAAAUAUUUUAGAAUCAUUUUGAUGUUGUAAAUAAUAGAUGGAUUACAAUUCCAAGAACUAAAAUCUAUUUGCUGAGAUCAGCUAUGCACAAAAUGAAAAAAUGGUUGCUUUACUUAAGACAAGAGCAUCACAUGAUUUAAUCUAUUGUUAAAUAAAAUGAUGAUCUAAGGACUCAAUUAAAGAAGAACCAAGAACAAUAUUCUAGUCAUUAUCUUGUUGAAUAACAGAGAACAAAUCAAUUGUAUGAGGAAAUUAGGAAGGCGAGAUAAGACUUAAAAGAUAAAGUUAUGUAAAUGAAUGAUCAAAUCUAAUAACUUAAAGAUACGAUUGCAGAAAAGGAUAAAAAGAUUUAAAGACAGGAAUUAACUAUACAAAGAUUAAAUGAAGUGAGCAAUGGGUAUGAAAAUCAAAACAAAGGUUUGCAACAACAAAUAAACAAUCUCUAGAAGGAUUUUACAUAUUUUAACAAUAUUAAAAAGUAAGGCUUCAUUGAUGAGAAGGCAUUAAUUGGAGGGAGUUUGACAACUUUUGAGUUGGUUUUGGCAUCAAAAGUGAAAAGUAAGAUUUUAUAGUUCCUGUCCCUAAAGGAUUAUCAAAGUCUAAUGAUUUGUAAUCGCAAACUCUAUCUUUCCUUAAUAUCGCAUAAUACAAUUAUUCCACAUGCAGUAAAUUCCCUCAGUAACAAAUUUAAUCAUUAGUACAAACUAUUGCAAAGUGUAAAUGAGGAAUUCAAAAGUGUUAUCAAAUAGAGUGAUGAUCCAAAACUAAGAGAAAUCAUGAUAAAGUAGUAUGAAUUAAAGGUUAAUUUCUCUGAAUAUAUCAUCCCUACUUUACGUGAAUGCCAAUCUUUAAUAGAUGGUGACAACUUUAUAGGGUUGAAGAAUAAUUAGCACAAUAGAGAUUGUAAAAUAUGCAUAUCAUUUAAUUUAGUGAUGGAUCUAUUGGAGGGCUAUUUAACUCAAUAAGCAUCAAGUUAUUAGGCAGCAUUAUAGAGUUUGGUCUAGGAGAAAUUCCCUUGGAAUCAAUUCUUUCCCAAACCCUAAACUACUAUCUAAUAGGUUCAAUUAUAGAGAAAAUAAUUUCCAACUUCUUCGCAGAUGUUUGCCCAAUAAAUCAUCACUAGAUUGUAUGAUCUCAGUACAGUGUGUGCUCAAGAUUCUUCGAUAUUUGGGAUGUUUCUAUCAUAAUUAUAGCGUUGUUUAGCCUCAUUAUUUGUUUAUGGAUAACACUUGUCUCAGGAAGUCAAUGAUUUAUAGUCACUCAAUUACUAUAUAAUGACCAAAUUCUUCUUUUUGUUGAAGGAAAAGAAAUAAAUUGAGGAUCAAUAUGAAGAUUUUAAGACUUAAUUGGGACUCUACUAAGAUGCGAAAAGAUUCUUAAAUGAGAAGGUGAAAGAUUUAGAAAAGAUUAUCUCAGAUAAAAAUGAAAAAAUCAGCGGGUUAAAUCAAUAACUCUAUAUGAAGGAGAGUUAAUUGAAAUAGAACCAAAUUAUGGUCUAAAAAAACAAUGAAUCACUUCGUUUGUAUUAGGAUAAACUUAAAAUUCUGGCCAGAGAAAUUAUGGAAGUCAGAAGGAAAUAUAAAAAUACAUGUGUGGAAUACAAUGAAAUAGUGUCGAGGUUUAAUUUGUUAAAAAUUUAAUUAGAGAAAAUGGAGAAGCAGUAAAAAAAUUGA
Paramecium tetraurelia is the source of this 1797-nucleotide messenger RNA. RefSeq lists its product as uncharacterized. The transcript has 4 exons. NCBI's taxonomy places the organism in Eukaryota, Ciliophora, Oligohymenophorea, Peniculida, Parameciidae. The record is from RefSeq and is a predicted model, not a curated record.